This is a messenger RNA of Lotus japonicus, 1353 nucleotides long. Its product is annotated as 2-dehydro-3-deoxyphosphooctonate aldolase. NCBI's taxonomy places the organism in Eukaryota, Viridiplantae, Streptophyta, Magnoliopsida, Fabales, Fabaceae. The record is from RefSeq and is a predicted model, not a curated record. The coding region runs from base 176 to 1048 and encodes 290 amino acids. Gene Ontology annotation, molecular function: 3-deoxy-8-phosphooctulonate synthase activity. Gene Ontology annotation, cellular component: cytoplasm; cytosol. Gene Ontology annotation, biological process: monosaccharide biosynthetic process. The transcript is spliced from 14 exons.
UCCUUUCUUACACGAAGACCAUUGUUGUUGUUACUGUUGCUGCUGAGUAGUAGCUGAAACUAGCGACUCUCUCGACCACUAUCACCAAGGUACGAGGUACGUUCCCUUCACUCAUUCUCUUCAUCAACAGAUCUCUCUCGACCCGUGUUUCUCCUUCCAAGCAGCUUCAUUCUCAAUGGAUCCAUCGGCAUUGCUCUAUAGCCAGCUCAAGGCUGCUGAGCCGUUCUUCCUGCUAGCGGGUCCUAAUGUGAUUGAAUCUGAAGAGCACAUUAUGCGUAUGGCUAAGCACAUAAAGAGUAUUGCAACUAAAGUGGGAAUUCCACUGGUUUUCAAGUCAAGCUUUGACAAAGCUAACCGAACAUCGUCAAAAUCAUUUCGUGGCCCAGGGAUGGUUGAGGGAUUGAAGAUACUGGGGAAGGUUAAAAUAGCCUACGAUAUCCCUAUAGUGACAGAUGUGCAUGAGGCCUCUCAGUGUGAAGCAGUUGGCAGAGUUGCAGAUAUCAUUCAGAUUCCAGCAUUCUUGUGUCGCCAAACAGACCUUCUAGUUGCAGCAGCCAAAACCGGAAAAAUUAUCAACAUCAAGAAGGGCCAGUUUUGUGCUCCUUCUGUCAUGGAAAAUUCAGCUGAAAAGGUUCGGUUAGCUGGAAAUCCUAAUGUGAUGGUUUGUGAGAGAGGAACCAUGUUUGGCUACAAUGAUUUGAUUGUUGAUCCACGCAAUCUGGAGUGGAUGAGAGAAGCCAAUUGUCCUGUUGUAGCUGAUAUAACACACUCGCUACAACAGCCUGCUGGAAAGAAGUUGGAUGGGGGAGGUGUUGCAAGUGGAGGUCUUCGCGAACUAAUACCUUGCAUUGCAAGGACAGCAGUUGCUGUUGGAGUGGAUGGGAUCUUCAUGGAGGUGCAUGAUGAUCCAUUGAGUGCACCUGUUGAUGGUCCAACCCAGUGGCCUCUGCGCCACCUGGAGCAGCUACUAGAAGAGCUUGUAGCUAUUUCUAGGGUCACCAAAGGGAAGCAACAAUUCAACAUUGAUCUGACGCCAUUUCGUGAAUAAAAAGAAUGGUAUGGUUUUCAGUUAUUCUAAAUAUGAGGAAAACCCUGAGGCUGAGCAUUGGUCUUUGAAGAUUGUUCAAGGUUAAGAACAACGCUGUCUUUCUUGUAAAAGUUCAAGUGCCUUAUAUUAAUGAUCCAUGCUUUGUUUGUCCAUCGUAGUGACACUACCAACUUAUGUUUUCACAGAUCCUGUGUAGCCUUGCUCAUGUCAGUCACUAUUAAACAUUCAUUAUAAGUAGGUUACUGAUUAAUUAUUGUACGAACUAGAUUGGAAAGCUUCUAAGACAACUUUGUUCAUUUAUCCCA